AUGGCAAUCUGCGGGGAGUACAUUCGCAGUCAGUUCCCCACCAUAGACGACGACCUGUAUCAAUACGUGGAAGGUAUGUUUUCGAGAACUAACCUAAAAGUUGCUGAGACAUUUGUUAUUUCAUCUGCAAAUGGCAAGCGUAUUUCCAUAUAAUGUAAAUAUUCGUGUCCAUGAAGGUAUCCUGGACAGCUCGAAGGAUGAUUUCGAGGACGGUGAUGAGGUUUACGAAGCGAUUGGACAGGUGCUACACGAGGUCGCGGAGAAACCAGAGAAUGAGGUUAGGCAAAUAUGCGUGAAACUACUGGAGAUGUUAAAGGGCAAUUCAAACGAUGGAAAUGUCGAAAGAAGAAAAAAUGGUGUAAACAAGGUACUGAAUGCCCCUGUACACUUGGGUACUAUGGCGGCCACCUUGGAGGCUCAGGUUGAGCAAAUAAAAAGCAUAUGGGUUACCACUAGGGACGAUGCUAUGAAAGUAGAUGCCAAAAAGUUGGAGAAGGCAGAGGCGAAGUUGCAACAGAAGCAAGAAAAGAGAAGUAAUAAUGAAUUAAGCGGACGAAUUAAUGCCAUCACCCAAGGUAUAGAAUCUGCCAGUGCGAGUCAAAUGACGAGUAAAAAGGACAGUAGAAUGGAAACGAAAGGCGGUGUAAAUAAAGCUCAGGACAUUAGGAUAGAAAACUUUGAUAUAGCAUAUGGAGAUAGAAUACUAUUGCAAGGAGCUGAUUUGACACUUGCAUUCGGUAGACGUUAUGGCCUUAUCGGUAGAAAUGGACUUGGUAAAACUACAUUAUUAAGGAUGAUAUCUAGCAAACAAUUAAGAAUACCAUCCCAUAUAAGAGUCUUACAUGUAGAACAAGAAGUUGCUGGAGAUGAUACCUCUGCCCUAGAAUCUGUAUUGGAGUGCGAUCAAGAGAGGAGUAUAUUGCUUAGUAAGGAAGCUGAAUUGCAAGCUGCAAUCGAGAAGGACGGUGGUAAAACAGGGGAUGCAUUAGGCGAAGAAUUAGCUAGAGUAUAUGAGGCAAUGCAGUUAGCUGAAGUAGAUAAAGCGCCUGCCAGAGCCAGUGCAAUUUUAUCAGGACUCGGAUUUUCCGUCGAAAGACAAUCGUGGCCAACGAAAGCAUUUUCUGGUGGUUGGAGAAUGAGAUUGGCACUCGCUAGGGCGCUAUUCUCUAGACCUGACCUUUUAUUGCUUGAUGAACCUACAAACAUGCUUGAUAUCAAAGCCAUACUUUGGUUGGAGAAAUAUUUACAAUCUUGGCCAACUACGUUACUCGUGGUUUCUCACGAUAGGAAUUUCUUAGACACGGUUCCUACCGACAUACUAUAUUUGCGUGGACAGAAAAUCGAAGCGUAUCGCGGCAAUUAUGAACAGUUUGCAAAAACUAAGGGAGAACGAGAAAGAAACCAACAAAGAGAAUACGAAGCUCAGCAAGCUAAAAGAGCACACGUACAAGAAUUCAUUGAUCGAUUCCGGUACAAUGCCAAUCGUGCUUCUAGUGUACAGAGUAAAAUUAAGAUGCUAGAGAAAUUACCAGAGCUUAAACCAAUGGAGAAGGAAGGGGAAGUAACUCUUCGUUUUCCAGAUGUUGAACCAUUAAGUCCUCCAAUAUUGCAACUUAAUGAAGUCUCCUUUAGUUAUACUGGAGGAUCUGAUAAUUCGUGUAUAUUUAGUUUCGUGAACCUGACUGCUAGCUUACAAUCUCGUAUAUGUAUUGUGGGAGAAAACGGUGCCGGCAAAACUACACUUUUGAAGAUCAUAACAGGUGCACUAAGUCCAACACGAGGCACAGUCCAUGUCCAUAGAAAUUUGAAAUUUGGAUAUUUUAGUCAGCAUCACGUGGACCAACUUGACAUGCGUGUAUGUCCGGUUGAAUUAUUGCAAAAUCAUUUUCCAGGUAAACCAGUCGAAGAAUAUAGAAGAAUGCUUGGAAGUUUUGGAAUAAGCGGUAACUUAGCUCUGCAGACUAUCAGCUCUUUGUCGGGGGGACAGAAAUCUAGAGUGGCAUUUGCAUUAAUGUGCGCAGCAAUGCCAAACUUUUUGGUACUCGACGAACCUACGAAUCAUCUAGACAUCGAAUCCAUUGAAGCUUUAGGCAAAGCAUUGAAUACCUGUCAAGCAGGUGUUAUAUUAGUUUCACACGACGAAAGAUUAAUUCGCAUGGUAUGCACUGAACUCUGGGUAUGCGCAGAAGGAUCUGUUCGUUGCAUUGAGGGAGGUUUUGACGAAUAUCGUAGGAUUAUUGAAAAGGAACUCGAAGUAUAA
Heterotrigona itama is the source of this 2260-nucleotide messenger RNA. The record is from the annotation of a GenBank genome assembly. NCBI's taxonomy places the organism in Eukaryota, Metazoa, Arthropoda, Insecta, Hymenoptera, Apidae.